This is a messenger RNA of Cooperia oncophora, 747 nucleotides long. The record is from the annotation of a GenBank genome assembly. NCBI's taxonomy places the organism in Eukaryota, Metazoa, Nematoda, Chromadorea, Rhabditida, Trichostrongylidae.
AUGGCCGCUCCACUGGCCGGAGUAAGUCCCCUGUUUGCGGUGUUCUUUGCCGGUUGUGCCGUUGGUAGACAUCUGCAGACGUCGGAUCCAAAUCAGGAAAUGACGUUUAUCCAGAAUAUGAACAGCGGUGCGUUGGCCGGUGUGUUCACAACUAUCAUUAUGGUGCCUGGCGAACGAAUCAAGUGUCUAUUGCAGGUGCAAUCCCAAGGCCACGCUCCGUCGGGAGUGCAUUACAAUGGCCCUUUGGAUGUGGUGACGAAACUGUAUAAGCAAGGUGGACUCACCAGUAUUUACAGAGGAACCGGCGCGACGCUUCUAAGAGAUAUACCAGCGAGUGCGGCAUAUCUAUCAGUGUAUGAGUUCCUCAAGAAGAAAUUCUCUGGUGAAGGCGCUCAACGUACAUUGUCACCUGGCUCAACAUUGCUGGCUGGUGGACUUGCCGGAAUUGCUAACUGGUCAGUGUGUAUUCCUGCCGAUGUGCUGAAAUCGCGUCUCCAAACCGCUCCAGAAGGCAAAUAUCCCAAUGGAAUACGAGAUGUAUUCAGGGAGGUGAUACGAGAGGAAGGGCCAAGAGCUCUUUUCAAGGGUUUCACUCCAGUAAUGCUUCGUGCAUUCCCGGCCAACGCCGCAUGUUUCUUCGGUCUGGAGCUGACCCUAGCUGUAUUCCGAUUCUUUGGUUUGGGAGUAGGGAAGACCAAGGAGAUCGAGGGCAUCAUAGAAGGAAGCUUCCCCUCAAGUCAAAUGUAG